Molecule: messenger RNA, 2148 nt
Organism: Desarmillaria tabescens
Lineage: Eukaryota; Fungi; Basidiomycota; Agaricomycetes; Agaricales; Physalacriaceae
Exons: 14
Coding region: 330-2054 (574 amino acids)
Molecular function (GO): hydrolase activity, acting on carbon-nitrogen (but not peptide) bonds
Source: RefSeq, a predicted model, not a curated record
GCUCCUUUUAUUCCGACCACAACAGCACUUUGAUGCCUCGACCUCAUUUUACUUGGACAUUUCCCUUAAACAGCCUGUCAUGUGUAACCUUCUGUCAUCCCUUGGUUCUCCAUGGCCGUUAUCGAUGGACCCAAAUUUCGGCAUUGGGUACACAGGCUGAUAUUUACUCCUCGCUCUCUUAAAUUUCUCGCAUUUCUAUGGCUACUGCUGUUGCGUUUGGUACGCAAUAACGAUCCUGAAUUAUAUCGUUGAAGUAUGUCUGUACGCACACUUACACGAGGGAUCCCCGAAGCGCCGACUAUUUAAACCCCGUUGAUUGAGAGGUCUGUAUGGAUACAGCACUAGAGAAAUCCUUGAAUACUGGUUAUGCUGUCGAUUGUCUCCUCGUUGUCUCAUACACGGACCAGAACCAAUUAUGGACUGGCGAUUCGACGGAUUCUUGGGCAGAUUGCAUGGCUAUACACGACGAGAAAAUCGUGGCCAUAGGGAAGCUACGCGAUGUUUAUUUCGAAUGGAAUACUUACGUUGCUACACUGCUACCCGAGAGACCACUACCGAGAUUCGAGAACCUUGGCAUCAUUGAACUAGGCAAGGGCACAAUAAUAAUUCCAGGGUUAACGAAUUCCUACAUCAACAUGGUCGAACAAGGGCGUCAUCGCACUAAAAUAGACCUCGGAGGUGACGAUAUUCGCGGACCACUUGAUGUCGUCAACGCCAUUCGAAAAUUCAUCACUGGACCAAUGGGGCCUCGCGAUAAGACUGAAAUCAUUCGAGGUGCUGCAUGGAACGUGUUAUCAUGGAAUCGCAAAAUAUGGCCUACAGCACAUGAUCUUGAACUUGACACUGUUGUUCAAGGGAGGCCUAUAAUAUUGGAGAGUGAGAGUCACCAUGCGGUAUGGGUGUCUUCUGCAGUACACCAAGAUCUCUGGGUGCGUAAGAAGCUUUGGAUCAACCGCGUACAUAGGCGGGAUAUCUUGAAGGAUACAAAGGGUCGGCCGACGGGCGUAUUUCUGAACGGUGCUGCAGAUAUCAUCAAGGAAGUCUUUCCUAUCACUGAACUGGAGAAACGCAGAAUGUUUGGUGUGGCUACACGGCAGGCGAGGAGGUUUGGCAUGACGGCUGUGCACGACCCAGAUCCCCGUUCAACUGAUUUGUAUAAAAGAUGGUGCGGGCCAGAAGAGGGGCCUCUUCCUCUUCGCGUUUUUGCAACACGAAGGUAUGAUCAUGGUUCUGCAUCAAUCACCGGCGGACACGAAGAGCCAUAUGGACAGAACACGUCAAGGCUGUCCAUUGGUUCUGUUCACCUCUCGGUGGAAGGAGGAUCUUUGACUAACAAUCAGUUUACUUUCAUGGGAACCAUCAAGAAGUGUGCGAACGAAGGAUGGGCAGUGGUUUUCGACAGAGACAAUGAAGCCAAUGAGAUUAUGUUGUCUGCCCUUGAAGGACGAUAUAACCAAGUUUCUCAGUAUCGUAUACGAUUCCACAAUGCACGCAACUUGACUGCCGAGGACAUACACCAAAUCCGAGCCUCUAAAGCAAUAGCUUGCUUACCCCCAGUGAGUACUGGAGCAUCAUGUACAUCCCUACUUACAAGCACGCAGGAUAUGGAUGAUCGGGUUUUGAGAAGCAACAAAAUCAAAGUGAUAUUGGGUUCAGACGCGCCAGUCGACGGUCUUGAUCCUCUCCUCAUGUUUCAAUCAGGCGUCAGCAAGAAUGAAGGUGAGCAUGCUAAAGGUAAAGCUAGGAGGGAGGACCUAAUCAGACAUCGUAUUCAAGUACUUAGAAAGAUGACCAUCAACGCCUCAUAUGCGACUUUCAACGAAGCUUCUUUGGGAUCACUGGCGCCAGGAAAAUACGCCGACUUUGUUUUGCUUUCGCAAAAUAUAUUGGAUCCGGACGUUUCAGUCUCUUCCAUUGCAAAUACGAGAGUUCUCGCUACGGUGAUUGGCGGAAGGGUGCUAUAUGGGAACUUGGCUGAUUGCUUUUCGAGGGCAGACGGAAUGUUGGCUAGGCGGUACGUAGAGGAGUUCAGGAAUGUAAAGUUACACGAUUAAAUUCAAGAUGAUAUACUUACGUACUGAGGCUCCUAGCUAUUAUUUGGUACCCAGUAAAUUGUAAAUGCUGAGUGCCGCAAAGGCUUGUUUCGCC